Molecule: messenger RNA, 1505 nt
Organism: Panicum virgatum (switchgrass)
Lineage: Eukaryota; Viridiplantae; Streptophyta; Magnoliopsida; Poales; Poaceae
Product: peroxidase 2-like
Exons: 4
Coding region: 231-1244 (337 amino acids)
Biological process (GO): response to oxidative stress; hydrogen peroxide catabolic process
Molecular function (GO): heme binding; peroxidase activity
Source: RefSeq, a predicted model, not a curated record
GAUGAACAAUUAAUUCUGCAUGCCUAACAUAUAUGUCUUGUGUGCCAAAUUAAACAUAUCGCAUACAAUGCAAGUUGGUGAAUAUAUAUAUAUAUAUACUGUAUGCCGCCGGAUCUCGAGUGGCUAGCUGCAGUGCAAGACGAGAAUGGACUAGCUAGCUGUGCACCCACGGCCGGUUUGGAUGUUUUCUGAUCCCUAGCUAGUGGCGUGCAGCAGGCAUCUGUAUAAAUAUGCAUGGAGGGCCCUUUAAUUUGCAGACCUGCACACGAGCAAUAGCCAUGGCGGCCUCUGCUUCUUUCCUUAUUAUUAGGUGCUUCUGCUUGGUGUUGGUGGUGGCGCUGCUGGCCUCCGGGGCGUCGGCGCAGCUGUCGUCGACCUUCUACGACACGUCGUGCCCCAACGCGCUGUCCACCAUCAGGAGCGCGGUGAACGCGGCGGUGGCGCAGGAGAACCGCAUGGGAGCCUCCUUGCUCAGGCUGCACUUCCACGACUGCUUUGUCCAGGGCUGCGACGCGUCCGUUCUGCUGAAUGACACCAACGGCGGGGAGCAGAACGCGCUUCCGAACGCUGGAUCGCUGAGGGGCUUCGGCGUCAUCGACAACAUCAAGGCGCAGGUGGAGGCUUUGUGCCCGCAGACCGUCUCCUGCGCCGACAUCCUCGCCGUCGCCGCCCGUGACUCCGUCGUCGCGCUCGGCGGGCCUUCAUGGACCGUUCCGCUGGGAAGAAGGGACUCUACCAAUUCAAGCGCGGCCCUGGCAAAUAGCGACCUCCCACCUCCUCAGUUUAACCUCUCGCAGCUUAUCACUGCGUUUGGGAACAAGAACCUCGACCCAACAGACCUGGUUGCCCUCUCUGGUGCUCACACAAUCGGACAAGCGCAGUGCCUCAACUUCCGGGCCCACAUCACCGAGCCCAACAUCAACCCCACCUUCGCCGCGUCGCUCAGGGCCAACUGCCCCGCCACAGGCGGCGACACCAACCUGGCGCCGCUGGACGUCACCACGCCCAACACCUUCGACAACGCCUACUACACCAACCUGCUCAACCAGAGGGGGCUCCUGCACUCCGACCAGGAGCUCUUCAACAACGCCAGCACCGACAGCACUGUCCGCAACUUCGCGUCCAACGCAGCCGCCUUCACCACCGCCUUCACCACGGCCAUGAUCAAGAUGGGCAACCUCCAGCCGCUCACCGGGACCCAGGGCCAGAUCAGGCGCAACUGCUGGAGGGUCAACUCGUCGUAAUAAUAAGCCUGCCGAUCGACGCUUAUUGGCAUCAAGCAUAUCUAUAUGCGAAUAAGGUUACUGCAGCAUGCAUGCACUACCAGCAAUGCAACGACAUGCAUGUCAACGUGUGUGAGUCGGAGUCGUCGUCGUGUGCACUACUACCUGAUGAUGGCUCUCUUAGCUUGUUCCAUCAAGUGUAUGAAAUCAAUGGAGACAGCUGUGAGGAACCCGCCCAAGUUAAUCCCGCUUAAUCGAGUCAUCGUCCAUUGAUCAACUCAA